GGGUUCCCGGCGCACCCGCACCGCGGCUUCGAGACGGUGACGAUGACGCUCCGCGGCGGCCUCGCGCACCGCGACUCCGCGGGCGUCAAGGAGACGUACGGCGACGGCGACGUCCAGUGGCUCACGGCGGGCAAGGGCAUCCUCCACGAGGAGAUGUGGCACUGGGCCGACAAGAGCCGGCGCGGCGAGUGCGAGCUCUACCAGCUCUGGGUCAACCUGCCCGCCGCGCUGUCCAUGUCGAAGCCGGCCACGGAGGUGCUCCGCGCGGCGGACUUGGCGACGGUCGCGGGCGACGGCGUGCUGGAAACGGACCUCGGCGGCGCGCUGACGCCCGACGGCGCGAUCCGGGCGCCGGGCGCGGCGCGCGAGGACGUGCUGCUGCGCAAGGUCGAGCUCGCGCCGGGCGCGUCCUACGCGCGCGACGUGCCCGCCGACGCGACGGCGCUGCUGUAUACUCGGCGGGGGGCGGUGGCGGUGGGCGGCGACGCCGUGCCGCGCCACACGCUCGCCUACACGGAGAAGGGCGCGGGGGCGCUGCGCGUGACGAACGACGGCGACGCGCCCGCGGAGAUCCUGCUCCUCGUCGGCAUGCCCAUCCGGGAGCCCGUCGUCUCGUCGGGCACGUGGGUCGUGUCGAGCGAGGCCGAGCUCGCCCAGGCCAACGCCGACUACGCCGCGGGCUUCCUCGGGAGGCCC
Molecule: messenger RNA, 696 nt
Organism: Aureococcus anophagefferens
Lineage: Eukaryota; Pelagophyceae; Pelagomonadales; Pelagomonadaceae
Exons: 1
Source: RefSeq, a predicted model, not a curated record